AGCAGCAGCAGCGGCAGCAGGAGGGGCAGCGAUGGUGCCGGCCCAGCGCCCCCCCCGCAGCCGCCGCCGCCCCGCGAGGGUAGCCCUAGUUCCUGAGAGCGCACCAAAUAUUGGAUGCUUGUGGUAAGCCAUGGCAGCUGAUGAUAAGGUUGCCAUUUUAACUGACGAUGAAGAAGAACAGAAAAGAAAGUAUGUGCUUGCUGAUCCUUUCAACGGCAUUUCCAAGGAUCAAGACUUGCAGCCCCAGAAUGAAUCCCCUUCGACAGAGACAACCACUGUCCCAGACGAAGAGCUGGACUGGUUAGAAAAGCACUGCGUCAAAAUAAACAAUGAUCUUCUGAUCUCGAAGGUCUUUUAUUUUUUCUUCUAUUCUGCAUAUGGCUCUCUCUACCCCUUGCUGCCUGUGUAUUACAAGCAGCUGGGUAUGUCACCCAGUCAGAGUGGACUUCUGGUGGGCAUCAGGUACUUUAUUGAGUUUUGCAGCGCUCCCUUCUGGGGAGUGGUAGCAGAUCGCUUCAAGAAAGGGAAGAUCGUCCUUCUCUUCUCGCUUUUAUGCUGGGUUUUAUUUAACCUGGGGAUUGGAUUUGUUAGACCAGCCACCUUAAGAUGUGUACCAAAGGGCCUUUCCCCAGCACAUCCCACCAAUGCAAGCAGCCUUGUAACAACCAUUUCGCAGAACACCUCAAUGCCAUCUCUGCUAACAAGCAUGAGCACUGCAUCCCCCAAAGUUCGUGGGAAGAGAGACCUGCUGACUUCCAGUCCGGUCACUCUGGGAGCAACAGGGACUGCUACUCCUGAAAUAACAUUCCUGUUACCUACGCAGAGCAAUGACGUGGAGUUUGCCUUGGAAAACAGUACCCAUCCUAUUUUGAAAAACGCCACUGCUAGCCCAGUCUCACCAGGGAACACGACUCCAAGUACCACCCCAGCUGCCAUCACCGCGAAGCCGAUGCCUUCUGACCAAGCCAUGCUCGUUUAUGAUCAACAAGAAGUAGAAGCCAUCUUCCUACUCAUUCUGCUGGUUGUCAUAAUAGGAGAAUUUUUCAGUGCUUCCUCUGUUACCAUUGUGGACACCGUAACACUGCAGUACCUCGGCAAGCACAGGGACCGGUACGGACUGCAGCGUAUGUGGGGGUCUCUGGGCUGGGGGCUGGCCAUGCUCUCCGUGGGAAUCGGCAUCGACUAUACCCAUACAGAAGUUGUCAUUGAAGGUCAAGGAUGUAAAGCUCCUGAAUACAAGAACUACAGGAUAGUUUUCAUCGUUUUUGGUGUUCUGAUGACAAUGGCGUUAAUUGUGGCCACCCAGUUUCGAUUCCAUUAUUCGCACUUCAAGCAAGAUGAAAACAAGAGGAAGGAGGUAGAAAUAUCACAGGUGGACAGGAGCACCUCCAAUGAAUCCUCCGACAACACUCCUACAACCAGUACGAGCCAGUCGCAGUCUUUCAGUUUUUGGGACCUCAUAAAACUGCUUUGUAGUAUUCAGUAUGGCUCAGUGCUCUUCGUGGCAUGGUUCAUGGGCUUUGGAUAUGGCUUUGUGUUCACCUUCCUCUACUGGCACUUGGAAGACCUGAAUGGCACCACCACUCUCUUUGGAGUUUGCUCUGUGCUCAGUCAUGUGUCUGAGCUGACUGCCUACUUCUUCAGCCACAAGCUGAUUGAAUUGGUUGGUCAUAUCAGAGUGCUGUAUAUUGGUCUUGCCUGCAAUACAGCUCGCUACAUUUACAUCUCAUAUCUGGAAAACGCCUGGACCGUUCUCCCGAUGGAAGUACUUCAAGGUGUCACGCACGCGGCCAUCUGGGCAGCCUGUAUUUCCUACCUGAGCGCGGCAGUGCCCCCGGAGCUGCGGACCUCGGCCCAGGGAAUCCUGCAAGGCCUCCAUCUGGGCCUGGGCAGAGGAUGCGGGGCUAUGGUCGGAGGGGUUUUGGUCAAUUAUUUCGGUCCUGCUGCCACAUUCAGAGGGAUAGGAAUGGCUUGUUUAGUGAUUCUUCUUCUCUUUGCACUGAUCCAGUGGCUGCUAGUUCCUGAUGAAGAAGAAGAAAAGACGAUGCUGGCGGAAAGGAUCCCAGUGCCUUCCAGUCCUGUUCCCAUAGCGACCAUUGACCUUGUUCAACAGCAGUCGGAAGAUGUCAUGCCUCGGACUGAGCCCAGGCUGCCUCUAAAGAAAACUAAACACCAAGAAGAACAAGAGGAUGUGAACAAGCCUGCCUGGGGCAUCAGCUCUUCUCCUUGGGUCACCUUAGCCUAUGCUGUCUACCAGAUAAAAGAGAUGGUUAAGCUCUCCAAAACCCACCCAAUACCUGAGAAUCAGCCUUUGCAGAAAAUCAAUGAGAAUUGCAGUACUUCAUCAGCCAGCUCAGCAAGACAACCCCAAAACGUGCCAGAUUCUGGGCAGCCCAGAAGUUGUUCGACACCGACCGCAACACCCGAUUCCCAGGCAGACGGCGGCCGUGCUGCGUUGGACCACGACACUCAGCCUGCUGCCGCAGGGCCCUGAGAUGCGCUCAUCUUAUCAACACCAGUGCAUGGAAUUCUGCUUCUCACCUGGGGAACGCUGGAGUAGGAGCUCAAAAGUAGGACUUCCUUCAUCUUAAUGAUCAUAACGUGGUGCAGUGCAAGCUUUUAACUGUAGAAACAAUAUCUGUAGGACCACACAGAGCAACACAAGCAGGGAAGCCAGAAGUUUGGAAUGCUUGAGGGAAGUGAUGUGGCCGGAUCUAACUGUAGGAAGAACUCCUGGCUGCUUUGCUGAAGCUUAGUCAAGCGCUACGAGAUUUCUUUGCAAUCUGUAGAAAAAAGGGAGUUCGCGCUUCACUUGCCGAGGCCAGAGUGUCUGACUCGGUCAGCUUUUUUUUUUUUUCCUUUGAAUUUGUUCCUGAGACAAAAUGAAAAGACUUUUCAGGAGAGAAACUGAGUUUCCCUGCAUAGUCUAUUAAAAAUAUUGGAUCCAAUAAAUAUAGGAACAGCAUGAACCUGUCUCUCUAAAGAUUUCUCAGAUACAGAGUAGCUUUAGCAAGCAUAUCUUCAUAUGACGGUGAUGGAAUAAGUAAAACAUAUUCCAAGAAUAUGUUUUUUGAAGCUAUGUUAUCUUGUUUGAGAUAAAGGUUUAGUUCCGCAAAGCAAAGAUUUUUGAAAUGACAUUUUAGUGAAA
Molecule: messenger RNA, 3148 nt
Organism: Oxyura jamaicensis (ruddy duck)
Lineage: Eukaryota; Metazoa; Chordata; Aves; Anseriformes; Anatidae
Gene: MFSD6
Product: major facilitator superfamily domain containing 6
Exons: 7
Coding region: 131-2494 (787 amino acids)
Biological process (GO): antigen processing and presentation of exogenous peptide antigen via MHC class I
Cellular component (GO): plasma membrane
Source: RefSeq, a predicted model, not a curated record